Messenger RNA from Aspergillus caelatus, 771 nucleotides. RefSeq lists its product as uncharacterized. NCBI's taxonomy places the organism in Eukaryota, Fungi, Ascomycota, Eurotiomycetes, Eurotiales, Aspergillaceae. The transcript is spliced from 4 exons. The record is from RefSeq and is a predicted model, not a curated record. The coding region runs from base 1 to 771 and encodes 256 amino acids.
AUGGAGAAGAUUGAUAGUAAAUACUCAAAGUUGACUGAUAUCUAUUUCCCAGUCUUAGAGUAUAUUGUAAUACAGAAAAAGCUGAAAGAACUAGAGAACUGGAUGGACAACUUCUACCGAAUUGUGAGUGCUAUUAUUCUUCUCUUCAGCCCACUUUUAUCCGUCUCCUUGGCCAAGCUUAUUAGUCUUGACCAAACAAAGGUCCAGGGCAGACUGAAUUCUCUCCAGUCUGUUGUGUCAGUACCUAAAAACUGUGAUGCUCCUAUUCAGCUUCUUCACCUCUUGUUUCGCGAGUUUUUGGUUGACUGUUCAGCAUCCGAUAAAUUUUGGAGUUAUGAACCGGCAGGUCAUAUGCAACUUGCAGAGUAUUGUCUUCAGUGUAUGAAUCGAGAACUAUACAGAGAUAUAUGCCAUCUUUCAAGCCCAGAUAUGAAAAGAAAUAAGAUUAACAGGGCUGUGCUUGAGAGAGAUGUUUCACCUGAGCUUCGAUACGUAUAUCGAUACUGGAUACGCUAUCUAGAGAACGCUUUGCAGACACUGGUAAAGCUAUCUUGGCUAGCUAACUUUUUACAAGAUAUAAAAUUUAUUACACAGGUCUGGUGUUUACACCCCAGAUGUCAAUUGUCCGGAGGCAGUUUGAGGCAGAGUUGCCCACUUUUAUAUGCCAGUUGCCACGAGUUGAGCAAAGAUAGGGCGCAGAGUUGCAGACACUCGAGGGCUAUUCAAACUGGGUUCAGUCAGUGGUCUUCUCGCCCGAUGGCCGUCUACUAG